AUGGCGCCCCUCGAAAAUGGCCACGCCAAUGGCUUGAAUGGAGAUGCACUGCCUCCAACAAGCUCAAUGGCCUCUCUGCGAUUCUCCGAUAUCCCUGACGCCAUCGACAUUCCCGCCUCCAGCUUCGAUAGCGAGGUCGAAGUCAGCCUCCUCGACCUUCCCGAAGACCCGACUGAGCUUUGCACACUGUUAGAGAAUGAGAGAGCUGCUAAAAACUUCUGGGUUAUCAUCGCCCUGGCCUACGCCAAGCGAAAGCAGAUCGACCAUGCCAUCGACAUCCUGAACAAGGGCUUGGCCUCCGUGGCCCAUGGCGCCACCAAAGAGAAACUUGGACUUCUGGGCUGGGUUUGCUGGCUGCUGAUGCUGAAGAGUCGCCAGGCUCCUCGAGUCGCGCCUGAAGGUGAACUUUACUCUGAGGCCAAGACCAAGGACCACUACCUGCAACUCGCAACUUCGACCUUGAAUGAGGCCUCGCGUCUAAACCCGGCAUACCCGCCUUUGUUCCUAGCGCGUGGUGUCCUAUGCCUCCUUCGUGCGUCUUUAUAUCCGCCUCGUGCUGCUCGCCCAGGCGCUGUCGAUACUUCGGAGAGAGCGGAGGCGCUGCGGCAGGCAUUGAAGUGUUUCGAUGAAUCUUCCAAGGCAUUUGGUGGCCGCAACAUCAUGGCUAUUCUGGGCCGCGCUCGUGCACACUACAUGCUGGGAAGAUAUGCAGAGGCUCUUGAUGGCUACCAGAAGGUCCUCAUGAAAGUGCCUCACCUCACAGACCCCGAUCCUCGAAUUGGUCUUGGCUGCUGCUUGUGGCAGCUGGGCUUCAAGGACCAAGCCAAGGCGGCGUGGGAACGAUCACUCGCCCUUAACCCCGAGUCCAAGGUCGCCAACAUCCUCCUCGCCGUGUACUACCUAUACGACAGCUCCCGUCGACCCACCGCCGAUCCCAUGUUCGGCUCCCUGUACAAGGUGGCCAUGACCCAGUAUACACAGAAGGCGUUCAAGCUGGACAAAGAAUACCCUAUGACCUGCGCCUUAUUUGCCAGCUACUUCCUCCUGCGCAAGCAAUACCCGACCGUUGAGACUCUUGCUCGCAAGGCUAUCGAACAUACAGAUGUCAUGCCCAUUGCCAGUGACGGCUGGUAUCUACUUGGCCGCAAGGCUCACUAUGAAGGCGACGCCGCAAAGGCGACAGAAUUCUAUAGCCGCUCCGACCAAGCCCGUGGUGGUGGUGACAAGGGCUACCUGCCCGCCAAAUUCGGUGCUGUCCAGAUGCAGGUGACGAACAAGGACUUUGACGGCGCCAAGUUCCGCUUGGAGAAGAUUGUACAGCAGUCCAAGAACCCAGAAGCCAUGAUUCUGUUGGCAGCGCUGUAUGCGGAGGAGAUCUUUGCUUUCCAGAGGUCUGGCAGCAAGGAAGACAAGUCGACCGAGGUGAAGCGCGCAAUCGGCCUUUUGGAGUCUGUUCGUUCGAUGUGGAAGGACGAGAAGCAGAAACUGACACCAGACGAGUCUGUUCUGGUGUAUCUUUCUCGUCUCUACGAAAGCAGUGCCCCGGAUAAGAGCAUGCAGUGCCUGACCCAGCUGGAAGAGCUCCAAAUUGCUGGUAUCCCCGAGAGCGCGCGUCCGGACGAUAUUGCGAACGAGGAUGACAUGAAGGCUGUACUCCGCGAGAGCCUCCCGCCGCAACUCCUCAACAACAUGGGCUGCUUCCUCUACCAGAACGAGAAGAUUGCCUCUGCUCGUGGCAUGUUCCAGUCUGCGCUGAAUGCCUGCGUCCAGUCCCAAGAGAGAGAGGAUGGCACUGACAACGACGCCCUUGUCACUACCAUCAGCUACAACUUGGGGCGCACUUAUGAAGCAGCGGACAUGUGGGACGAGGCUAAGAAGGUCUACGAGGGACUUUUGGAACGCCACAGCGACUACACCGAAGCCAAUGCACGGUUGACCUAUAUUGCCCUGCGCCAAAGUCCCACGGACGAGGGCCCGAAGAAAAUGGGCAAGCUUUACGAAGUGGACUCCUCGAACUUGGAAGUCCGGGCACUUUUCGGCUGGUAUCUCAGCAAGUCCAAGAAGCGUGUGGUCAACCUUGCGGAAGACCCCGAGCAGCGCCACUUCAAACAUACUCUGCAGUACCAUGACAAGCAUGAUCGGUACGCCUUGACAGGAAUGGGCAACGUGCAUCUUCUCGCAGCUCGUGACAUGCGCCGUGAUACAGAUCAGGAGAAGGACAAACGCCGCACUACUUACCGACGUGCCGUUGAGUUCUUCGACAAGGCCCUGCAGUUGGAUCCCAAGAACGCCUAUGCCGCGCAAGGUAUCGCUAUCGCUCUUGUUGACGACAAGAAAGACCACAGCUCCGCUGUUCAAGUCUUCUCCAAGAUCCGCGACACGCUCAAGGAUGCCAGCGUCUACCUUAAUCUGGGACAUGUCUACGCCGAGCUUCGACAGUUCUCUCGGUCGAUCGAGCACUACGAGGCUGCCCUGGCCAAGGACCGCUCGCGUGACGUGCAAAUCCUGGCCUGUCUCGGCCGCGUGUGGUGGCUGAAGGGCAAGCAGGAGAUGAACUUGAUUGCGAUGAAGACCGCACUGGAUUACGCACAGCGCGCACGUGAGGUCUCCCCGGACCAGCUCCACCUGCAAUUCAAUGUGGCCUUUGUGCAGAACCAAAUCGCCUCCUUAGCAUACAGUCUGCAGCCCACGCAAAAGACUCUGCAGGAUGUGGAGGAGGCCGCCGAGGGACUCAAGGAAGCCAUUGAUACCUUUGAGCGUAUCUCCAAGGAGAAGAACCCGCCUUACCCCAGCCAGGCUCUGGAACAACGUGCCAACAUGGGUCGCACAAUCAGCAAGCAGUUGGACCGAGCUAUGCAAAGCCAAAAGGAGUACGAGGAGAAGAACGCUGCCAAGCUGCAACAGGCUCGUGAGGCCCGCGAGGCUGCAAUGAGGAAGCGCGAGGAGGAGCUCCGCAAGGCGCAGGAGGCUGAACUCGAGCGCAAGAAGCGUAUCGCCGAGGAGCGCCAUCAAAUGCUCGAGGAGACUCAGCGCAUUGCGGCGCAGCGCGCCGAAGCUGAGCGCGCCCGUGAAGAGGCCGACUUGACGGACGAUUCUCAGGGGGACAAGGUCAAGCGCACCAAGAAGAAGCAGCCCUCCAAGCGCAAGAAGAAGGGCGGCGACGACUUCAUCGCUGCAGAUGACGAGGGCGACCAGCUCGAGCGCAGCUCCGAGCCUGAAAGCGACACCGAGACUGCACCCAAGAAGCGCCGUCGUCUCGAGCGCCGGUCCGGCGGCAAGACCAUCACAGCCAAGGCCUCGUCUAACAAAUUCAAGAGCAGUGAACGGGUGGUGGAUUCCUCCGACGAGGAAGAAGAUGCCCCGACUCCCGGUGAAGACAAGGAAGAUCUAUUCGGCGAUGACGAGUCGAUUCAGGAAGAAGCUGCUCCCCGUCGACGCGAGAAGGCUUCCCGCCGCAUCGCGGAUGACGACGACGAGGACGAGGAAGAAGCGCCGAAGGCUGGAGAGGAUGACGAGGACCUCUUCGGCGAUGAAAAGGGAGAAGACACGGAGAUGCAGGAGUGA
Messenger RNA from Penicillium cinerascens, 3564 nucleotides. RefSeq names its product putative RNA polymerase II transcription elongation factor (Ctr9). The coding region runs from base 1 to 3564 and encodes 1187 amino acids. The record is from RefSeq and is a predicted model, not a curated record. Gene Ontology annotation, molecular function: RNA polymerase II complex binding. Lineage: Eukaryota; Fungi; Ascomycota; Eurotiomycetes; Eurotiales; Aspergillaceae. Gene Ontology annotation, biological process: regulation of DNA-templated transcription. Gene Ontology annotation, cellular component: Cdc73/Paf1 complex. The transcript is spliced from 2 exons.